This is a messenger RNA of Anguilla anguilla (European eel), 3808 nucleotides long. RefSeq lists its product as uncharacterized. Lineage: Eukaryota; Metazoa; Chordata; Actinopteri; Anguilliformes; Anguillidae. Gene Ontology annotation, cellular component: nuclear envelope; meiotic nuclear membrane microtubule tethering complex; membrane. The coding region runs from base 446 to 2293 and encodes 615 amino acids. The record is from RefSeq and is a predicted model, not a curated record. The transcript is spliced from 14 exons.
GUUUUGGAUGACCCGUCGUGUCAAGUUACCUGUUACCUCGAAACUCAGGCGUGCUCUCGGCGAAAUACUUGUUUACUUACCUGAGUGAGAACGGAGGGCUGUAUACUAGUGCUACUAUUAGUCUUUGCAUCUGUUUUCCCUUUCGCACUAAAUAGGCCGAAAUAGGCCUUGAGUACUCAAUAAUAUACUUUUCCUUUAAAUGGAUUGGUCUUGCAGAUGUCUCGUGUUGCAGAAAGGAAGAAUUAGAAAAGAAGGAAACUGACUGGAAGACGUACGUAAAAAGUUGAUUGAUCCCAUUGUGGAGCAGGAUAAAGCAAGAAGUCUGACACUUGUCCUUUAAAGAUACCACAAAGUCCAUGGUGGACCUCCAUGAUGCCAGGGCCCAUCUGAAGCUUCACAGGGUGCCCAUGUAAACUGUCUCGUCUGUCCCGUAGGAGGGAAUGGGAUGUGCGAUGAGGAGGUAACAGAGGGCCCAGAGGCCCAGGUUGGGAUGGACACGUACGUGGAAUCCACCACCUGGCAUUGCGCCGAGCGCCAUCUACCCAGUUCACCAUAUGUCCAUGACAACCUCCAUGACUGGCUGUCAGUGGGACCUUUGAGCCAAGAUGGUGGCACUUCUGUGGAUAGAUCCAUCCAGCUGGAGGAGAUGUGGACGCUGUGGCGUGAAUUCAUGACGGCGCACUCCCAUUUUGAGGAUUGGCUGCAACUGGCAGAAAAGUCAACUGCUUCCCCAAACUCCUCCCAUGUCUGUUAUGUUACUGCCAAACAGGAGCUAAAGAAAUUUGAGACUCUGCGGUCCGAGAGCAGAGCCCGCCUGGCGCAGCUGGACGCCCUGACGCAGCGGCAGCGGGUCCUGACCCGCCGCUUUGGGGGCCCGGUGGCCAGGAGGUCGGUUGGCAUGGUGCGGGAAUGCUGCCAGCGCUGGGACCUGGUCAGCGAGGCAGUGGAUGGCAUCUGCCGUCAGCUAAAGCGCUCUGUGUCUCAGCGGGAGGAGUUUGAGAACCAGCGGGAGGAGAUGGCGAUCUGGCUGGCGGACAUGAACCUGCGGCUUACGGAGGUGGAGCACUUCUCUGGGAAAGACAACCAUGAGAAGAUGCGGCAGCUGCAGAACUUUCAGGAUGCAGUGGGGGAAAACACGGUGCGGCUGAACAGGCUCCUGGAGUGGGGCGAGGCUCUCGUCCAGGAGAGUGAGCCGGCCGACGCCCAGGACAUCGAGGCGGGCCUGCAGGACCUGCUGCUCUACUGUGCCUGCGUUUUCGAAGGGGUGGGCCAGCUCCACACCCGGCUUCUCAGCAUGAGGCUGGUGUUUGAGGAGGACUGGUUAUUGGCCCCGCCCCCUGACUCGGGAUGCCCUUCUGAGAUCCCACAGGAGGAUGAAGACGCGACUGAGCGGGGCAGCCUGUCCAACCUGCGAGGCCCCCAGGCCCCAUCCGGCUCAGACCACCUGGUCCUGGAAUGGGACCCCUCUGUGGAUGUAGGGGGGUCUGUUUCAUUUGAUGAUGCUGACUCCUCAUACUUCAGUGCCAUAACAGGGUUGCACUACACAGAGGAGUCGCCAUCCAAACAUGCCAAGAGAAGGAGUUACCUGAGCUCCGAUGGGUCCAGGUCAGAUAUGACCAUGGACGGGACACCAGAUAUGAGCACAGACGGCAAUGCGGAGCAUGCAAGCCCCGUCUCAUUUGCCCAGACCCUGGCCCCCGGUGCCAAAGAGGAAGAUAAUCUCCAUCUGAGCCCCCAGAAGACCUCCACGCCCGGCAAACACCUACCUGAGCUUGCGACCUUUGACCCAGAGCGCAUUAGCACCUGGCUCGGCCACAUCCCAGCCAUUCAUGAGCGAACGCCCUGUUCCAAAGCCGUACAGACUGGGCUUGCUCAAAAGAUGCCAUGGCUUAGCCCUAGCUUUGAGGAGUGUCAUACGCCUUGCCCCCCCCUAUCAGGGGACUGUGAGCCCCUCCAUGUUGGAACAAACUGCAGAGGACCCCCAAACCCUCUGCCUGCUGAGGAGAAACGGUGCCAGCGGGGGGCCUUGUUGGAGGCCGAGAUUGAUGCUGAACAGCGGCGCAGUGAGGGGCCAUUGUGGAGGAAAGGCUUUGGCCCCUGGCUGCAGGGGGCCCCGCGGCUCGCCUGGCUCCUCAGGGCCUCCGUCCUGCUCUACGCCCUAAUGGCCCUGCUGCUCGCGCUCUUCAUCUGGCUCCUGCCUGGCGCCCACGUCCCCGCCUGCCGCCACGGCAACACCCUCAACCGCUCCUUCCACCUCCUGCUGCGCUACGUCAAUGGGCCCCCGCCCACAUGAGGGCAGAGGACCCCGCCACUCCACCCCCGCCAGCACCUGCCAGUGCCCCCACCCCCCCACCCCCCCCUUGCAAAACCAACAGAGAAAACAGACUGGCAUGGCAUAAUGGUGCACUGGUUUGGGCACUGGACACUAACCAGAAGAUUUGCAUGUUUGAAUCCCUGGUGUUGAUCCACUUGGCCAAGUGUUUAAACUGAAUUACCUCAGCAAAAUAUUUGGCAUGACAACAUAAUUGAGUGAUAAACCACGUACGUCACCCUGUAUAAGAAGGUUUAAGGCCAGUGCAUAAUGAAAUCUAAUGUCAGCAAUGAUUUGAUUGAACAGCUGGUGCAAAAUUACCCAUCAUCCCUUUGCCUGUAAUAAGCAUGGUGUAGUAGUCUACACAGAGAGGAUUCUGAACAGCCAGUAAGAGUGGUUCUUAAGUUUAGGAAUCCAUUAUAAAAAUGGUUUAUAGUAUUAAUGCCUCUGUAUAAUAAAUUGAAACAGCUGUCCUAAUAAGCAUUAGGUUUGUGAGGGAUUAUCUGAUGAUUACUAUUAUCCAGAAAAAAAGCCUAUUGUUUAUCAUGUCAUUCUUAACAAUUUAAUUACUUGAAUGUUAACGACAGAAAAAGACAGCCUGGUAUAAUUUGAAGUAGUCGUACAUCAGCAGAAGUGUCCUGCACCUGAUAUUAUGAAGUGCCUGAGCCUGGAGUUAAUGUUGUAAAUGCUGGGGCAUUGAUGGGGCACUCCUGUGACUGCAGGGAUUGCAUUGUCACCCUGCCUUGCUUUGCUGAUGAUGCUGGAGUAAUACUCAUAGGGUGUGAUAAAACUGUGUGUGUGUGUGUGUGUGUGUGUGUGUGUGUGCGCGUGUUGGGGGGAGGGGUUGAAAUGAGCUUUUGAUGCACAGUCAAUGAACUGGCCCAUCUGGUGCGACACCAAGAGACCCAGCGGGAAAAAUUAUUUAUUGCCUUUUAUACAUCAUCAGUGAACACCUCACAUUUAUGGGCAGUCUGUCAAGAGGCAGCAGGACUCCUGAGUGAUAAUAGGGUCUGACGUGCUGUGUCGCUGUGCGUUAUUAUUGAGUGAACGUUAAUGCACAUCACCAUACGCAUGAAAGUAUGUCCCCAUGCUGAACUAAGAGUAGUGUUGAAAAGAUGCAUUGUAUUUGGUGAAAUUAACAGCGAUAAGCAACUAUCCUUGCACAUGCUUAGUGUGUAGUUGGAAUGAGCUAGUUUACUGUUGGGUCUUUUGCUAGUCUUGAUUUUUAGCUGCCUUAAAAACUCUCGCCUUUGUUUGGAACAGAUUCUGCAUGAACAGAUGAACCACUGCCUUUUAGUGGUCUGACCCUUUGUCUUGUGAGUUGCACCUAUUAAGAUGUAGCAGAGCUUUAACUCCAGAUAUCUUGGCAUACUGGAGAUGAUGCCAUUUUUCUAUUGUAUUGUUUUCUUGCACUUUUAGAAAAUUUGUAUUUUUAUUUUGACUCAUGAGAUUAACUACAUUUGUGUUAUGAAAUAAAAUAAGUUGAAUAAGAAUGAA